GUCCACGCCAGACAAUAAAAGCAAGAGAUAGCUGACAGACGGCAGCUCGGGCUCAACAUCAGCAUCCUUACGGUGGUGGGCAAACCGAGAAAUGACUGCGAAUUAAUUGUCAACAGCCCAGUAACCCGCCCGGGAGAAAUAUGGAUGUAUGGCCGCCGAAUUUGGAAUAGAGAUGUAGCGUUCAAGGAUGUCACCCAUCUACGUCUCUCGUUUGUUACUCUUUAUUUUUAUCUCCGCGGUCUGGGAGGCGCAAGCCAAAUCUCUUCCAGAUCAAGGAGCACUUGAGGUCCAGAUCAGAGUUCAGGUGUUCGACAACAGUGACCUCUCACCUUUGGCCGGCGCCGCCAUAGAGGUUCAUGGGAACCGGUCUGUGUUAGCGUCCAGCCAGGCGGGCAGUGAUGGCGUGCUUAGGGUGACCUUCCUGUACCAUCCGGGGACCUGGGUCAUCAUAUCAGCGUCCAAACACGACUAUGUCACCAACUCCGUCCCCUGGCACGCUAGCCGCAUCCCUCUGUAUGCAUCGGUCAGCUUGUACCUCCUAGUCCAGAGGCCAGGCACCCUCAUUCUCUAUGAUGAUGUCAUCCAGGUGCUGCAUGGAUCCCCAGGUGCACGGAACCAGCCAUUGGUUCAGCUCCAGAGAAAGUCCCUUCAGCUGCCAGCUGAUUCCAACUACACAGCACUGUCGGCUGUGCUGACUACUGCCAGAAGCCAGUAUGAGAUCGGGGGCUUCCCUUACCUCCUGGGCCUGGAAACCAACAGCACAGGGGCAGAGACAGGAUGGACAGACUUAACAGCACUGGCAGUGGUCAGCGUUCAGCUCUUUGACCACGAUGGGACCGUCAUCCAGGUGUCUGACCCGGUUCACGUCUCCGUACCGCUGCCCUCGGAUACUCGCACCAGGAUCGCCACCAGCAUUCCCGCCUGGCUGUACCAGCCCAAGACGGGUCUGUGGGUCAGGAAUGGAACUGGCUACAUUAAAAAAGAGGGCACACAACUAAUCUGGAAUGUGGUCGUUCCUCAGUUGGGGUAUUGGGUCGCAGCCUUCCCUUCAUCUGCAGGCGUGGGUCUGGGGGGUCACUCGGGCCUGAGGGACAUCACCACCUACCACACCUUGUUCCUGCUCUCCAUCCUGGGCUCGCUGGCUCUGCUGGUGCUCAUCCUGCUCUGUGUGCUGCUCUACUACUGCAGACGGAAGUGUCUAAAACCACGGCGACAACAGGGCAAGCCACACAUGGCUCUGAACAGCUCCAAGCGCGACCAGGGCACAUCCACUUCCCGCCUCAACCUCAUCUGUGGUGGCCAUGUUGAAUCCGGUCCAUCCAAUGACGCCAGCAAAUCUGACCCUUCCCCCUCACGAGACUACCAGAGCUCGCGGGAGGAGUUCGCCAAGCACGUCCCCGCGCACAAGCUGCGGCAUUCGAAGGCGAAAGGAGCCUCGGGACCUCAGAGGGGCGAGAGCUUCCCUAUGAAGGUGACCCGCGCCACAGACACAAACAAUCUCGACAACCCCCUGCUACUGCAAGAAGACUACUCACGGAACUACAGCCCCAUCAUGGAGGACGACAAGGACUCGGACUACCACAUACGCUGCCACACCGCCAACGACAAUCGCGGCUACACCUCGGAUGGGGGCUCCCCUCCUCGUUUCCUGUCGGACAAGUCAGACAAGCCUCCCGAGUACUCUGCGGCCGCCGCCGACCACCUAGCCCGCCCGACGUCGCUCAACACGCAACCGGGCCAGAUCAUCUUCUGCCACUCCAUGGACCAGAUGAAGGAAAACAUGUACCGAAGCAUGGUUCCCACCUUGGUCAUACCGGCCCACUACAUGCGUAUGUCCUCAGACUUCUCCGGGAAGGAGCAGCAGCAGGAUAAGGAAGGGGGGAUGCAGAUAGGUGCUGGUCAGUCACACCAUCCCCAGCAACAGAGCCAGCAGCACCAGCAGCAGGGCGGCUCCCAAGGGGAUGACUCGGAGGGUCAAAACUGGAACUCGGACCCAUCCCAGGGCCCUGUGCGGAUCCCUGUGCUCUUUAACGACUCCACCAUGGCACAGAUGAAUGGCGAGCUGCAGGGGCUGACUGAGAAGAAGCUCCUGGAGCUGGGCAUUAAGCAGCACCCACGCGCCUGGUUCAUCUCAAUGGACGGCCGCGCCAACCACGUGCGCCAUUCUUAUAUCGACGUGAGCAACGACCUCAGCAGCGGCGGAAUUGGCGGGGGAGGCGGUGGCCCCAGCUGCAGCACAAUCCGAGAAGCCAACCUCGAAGGACCCAUGGAUAGCACCCAAGACCGCAAGGCUGCGGCAAUCCGUAAGGGUAAGGAUGAACGGUGGGGAACUGGUGGACGGAAGGGUGGUGGCAGUAAGGGCAUGUCCAAGCUGGCAUACCAGGAGCACAGCGAGCCCAGCAGCAGCGAGGGCCGCCCGGUGUCGCCCGAGGAGAACUCCCUUACCCCACUACUGGACGACGGGCCCUCGUCGCGGGGCUCCACCAUCCCCCGGAGGGGCCGCAGCCGCAUGAACAGCGCGCGCAGCAGCAACAGCGAGAACCGUCGCGACUCCAUGACUAGCCCAGAGGACGACCCGGACAGCAAGGACGAGAACAAGAAGAGCCCGUGGCAGAAGAUCGAAGACCGGCCUCUCAUGGUGUUUCCCCCUAAAAAGUUGUAGGCUAACAUCUCAGGCCCCACUCAUAUGGAACAUAAGAGUUGGUCCAGUAGUCAGGGCAAUUAUACAGACAUUUUGAGACACCUAAAGAAACAAUAAAAGGAAGGUGGAGGAGUAGCAUUUGACCGAAAGAAGAUCCUAGAAAAGCACAAGCCUGCUUGUUAAUCCGUGAAAUGGUACUAUUUUAAUGACAGCCUCUUUCUAUGGUUUUUGUGGUUCACAUUUUUUCGAUCACACUCCUAAUUCCCAUCGUUCUUCUCCUUGUCUUUUCAAAUCCAUUUUUGAGAUCCCUCUCAGUAAAUUCAACUCUGAGCCACUGACUUUGGAAAUAACCAUCUUAACGAAGAAAACACAAUGGUUAUAUUUGGAGAGAACUAACCAACAGUAUCUUGUUGCGACUGAAAUAAUUUGCCCAGUGUUGUGAAUGGACUUCUACAUGAGAAAGACAAGUUACUUCAAGGACAGGACUACCCUCUUCUCUCCUGGACUUGUGUACUACACAUUUAUGAAGGCCAGGGUCAAUUCCAUUUCAGUUCAGUCAAUUCAGGAAGCAAACCGAAAUGUGUAAUUUACUUUUGCACCCUGAAUUGGCUGAAUUAAAAUGGAAUUGACCAAAACCCUGAUAUAGGCCCACCUUGAGUUUUAGUGGUUGUAAUUCUGUCACUUUGGUCAGCCUGCUUCCUGGACCAUAAGGAGAUACUGUAUUCUGUGAAGACAUUAGCACACAUUAUCCAAAAGCAUAAAUGUGUGGAGAUUAUGUGGUUUCUUUCUUUAUGGUUUUCUAUUUGGAGGAUUUUUAUGGAAUGAUAGUUAGUGUAAAAUAUCUGUUGAUCUCCAUUUGUCGUGUGUACAAUUAUGUACUUUUAAUGUGAAAUGUGCAUUACUCCUUCAGGGAAAUGUAUUUGCAAUUCUUUGUUGUAAUGAUUUAUUAUAAUACUGUAAGCCACUUAUCUGAGGUGGGAUCUCCUACAAUUUUGCACAGAUUUGUCGUCCUGUUACAUACCACCGGCCAUUUUAUAUUCCACGGGUUUUAUUUAGAAUUUUUUCUGUUUUUGUGUUUGGAAUACCACAGUUGCUAUGGGAGAUCAUGCUGUCUCAAUGCAUAUGAUGUAAGCAUUUGUAGGCCAAUUUCGAAACUGUAGAAUAACUGCAUUACCUACAAUGCUCUACUCAACCAUCGACAAACUUCUCCGUCCAUUGGACAACCCCUCUCUUACAAUCACCACCGACCUCUGUGACAGUUUUCUGGCCUUCAGGCUAUCUACCAACAGUUGCAGCAGUCUCACCCUUCAUCUGCCCCCCACCCCCCGCCAGGACUACCUGACUCACAACCUGUGAACAGACUUAAUGUCCUCCCUUGUCAAUGAAACCACCAUUACUGAACUCUUGUCUAAAUCCAAAACCAAAGCUCUCUUGACCCAAUGCCCACUGCCUUAGUUAAGGCACGCCUCACUGUUCUCUGCCCCUGGUUGUCAAGAUUGUAAAUGCAUCCCUUACAUCUGGCAUUGCUCCUACUCCUUUGAAAAUGGUGUCUACAACUCCCAUACUGAAGAAACAGGGCCUGGAUCCUGACAUCCUCACCAACUACAGGCCUAUCUCAAACCUACCCUUCCUCGCCAAACUGCUUGAGUGGGUGGUAGCAUCACCAAUCCAACAACACAUGGCCUCUCAUGAACUUUUCAAACCCCUCCAGUCGGGCUUCUGGACUAUGCAUAGCACUGAAACUUCCUUGAUAAAGGUAGUGAACGAUCUCACCUGUGCUGCUGAUGCUGGGACCAUCUCCAUCCUCAUCCUCCUGGACCUGUUUGCAGCAUUUGACACGGUCUGUCAUCAGAUUUUAACUGACCGCAACGCCCCUUGCCUGGUUCCACUCUUAUCUAAUAGACAACAGUUUGUCUCCCUUGGCAACUGGAGGUCUGCCCCAGCCCCUGUAUCACAAGGUGUCCCACAAGUCUCAGUGUUCAGUGUUUGGUCCAUUACUGUUAUGCAGACGACACACAAAUGCCAUCCACACAAAAUCCAACUCCGCUAUGCCACCCCCCUCUGUGGUUGACUGUCUGAAAACUUGGAUGAGCAAUAACUUUUAAAAACUAAACGACGACAAAACAGAGAUCACGCUGAUGGGCCCCAACUCCGUCGUCAAGAAACUGGGUCAAUUCAACAUGACAAUCAACGGCUGCACCAUCCACUCCAACUCCACAGGCAGGAUACACGGUGUUACAUUUGAACCCCGCAUCCUUAACAUCACCAAGUCAGCCUUUUUCCACCUCAGAAACAUCUCAUGACUCAGACCCUCUCUCACUGACACCACAACCCUCAUCCAUGCCUUUGUUUUAUCAUGCCUGGCCUACUGCAACGCCAUUCUCUACGGACUCACCAACAAAACACUGGGCAAACUUCGAAAUUCAGCUGCACGGGUACUCACACACACCAGACCUUGGGACCAUAUCACCCCCACCCUCAUCAACCUCCACUGGCUCCCAGUUCAAUACAGGAUCAUAUUGCUCAUGGUCACCUACAAAGCACUCAAUGGACUGGCGCCCACAUACGUUACUGACCUCCUGCACCCCUACACUCCCACCUGUUCACAGCGCUCCUCUGAUACUGGCCUCCUCACCAUACCAGGCUCCGCUCCAUGGGAGACUGGGCUUUUAGCUGUGCAGCUUCUCAAGUCUGGAACUCCCUCCCUCUCCAUGUCAGAACCGGACAAGCCAUACACAUAUUCAAGUCCACACUAAAUACACACCUCUUCACACAGGCUUACCCAGAUUAUCUGCUGCUUUAGCUUUUAACCUCUGUCUAGUUCACUUCCCUGGUUAAUCUGUCAUCGUGUUUAGUGUUCUCCAUGGUUAGUCUGUCUUUACGUUUAGUGUACUUUUAUAUACUUAAUUCUUUUAUGAUGUGAUAUUAAUGCUUUUUAUCCUGCUGAUUCUCGUGUGUAUGUAAAGUGACUUUGGGUGUUGUGAAAAGUGCUUAAAAUAACAUUUAUUUUUAUUAUUAUUAUUAUAAUGCUCAUUGACUGAACAUUCCAAAUUACUGUGGCAAUUAUGCAUCACAAUGCUACCAUGGCAAUUAUGCGUCACAAUAUGAAUUAUAUUUCUAUUGUGUAGGGCAUUCCAGUAACUUUUGCAACCAAAUCAUUGUAUUGCACCCAGUUGCAUAGAGACUUUUGGUCACACAAGCUGACACCUGUGGAUACAAAAUUUAGUAUCUUAAUUAUUUUACAUACCCCCCCCCCAAAAAAAAAGAGGAGAGGGGAAUUCCACAUUCACAUAUAUUUUCUAGUUUUUAUUUAGACAGAUUCAAUUACAAGGGGAUACAGAGGUAACAAGGGGAAAAGCUGGAAGGGUCAACUCGGGGAUUAAACCCGGGUCUCUGACGGGGAGUCGCAUAUAAUGUGUCACACGAAGAGUGACAUUUUUUCGUGCGCAAUUGGCAACAUUUUAAAUAAACGGGAAGUUGCAAUAGCUUAUUAGCAGCAUGAAUUUCUGCUUUGUAGGUGGGGUUAUUGAGUGAACAAUUCUGUGAUGGUUGCAGUCCACAAAGAUAAAAUUGCAUUGAAUCAAAUCUAUUGAUUUACCGCCUGUAGGGCGGGGGUGCAACUAGUGUAUUGUAUAUAGCUAUCAAAGAUGACGAUAACAAUUUCAAAUGUCGGUCAUGAUGCACAAUCUUUCCUUUACUUCCAGGGUCUUCAUUCGUUUGUGUAGUAGUGAUAAACUUUGCCAAAAUCUGAGACAUUUCUGCUUUUCUCCUGUGCCAUUUGGUUAUUUGCUUGCUGUAAAUAAUAUUUAGCUUUGAGAGACCUUUUGGUUGAAGGUUGCAUGUAUGAAAUAAGCAGAAGGCACCAAAAAAAAGGCCAUGCAAAUCUAUACCACUUUUCUCCUGUAAGUGCCUUUUACAUAGGGUUAAGUGACUGGCAUGGAGGGCCUUUUCAAAAUGCAGUCCAAGAAGGUUUACAUCACCUAAGCUAGUCUUGUCAAAUGGACAGACACAAAAAUGGAAGCACACUGCAUUUAGUUAAGAACACACAUAUCUUCCUCGGGGGAGAGCAUGCAUGCCAAAAUUGAUCAAUGACUCAUUUUGUGUUCAAUAUGUCCUUGUGUUCAUAGUUUCUUGUGUAUAUCCUUUCUCACCAAACGUGUAGACUAAGUGAUUGCUAUUUAUUGUACAAGUUUGAUAAGUGACAAAUUCCCGAGAACUAUAUAAGAUUGUGUGUGUAUAUGUACUGUAUGUGCAUGUAAUAUGUAGAGUAGAGUGUUUUUAAUGGAACGUUUUUUGAUAAUAUCCAGAAUGUUGCUGGCACACAUGAAGUAUAUCAAAUUCUGUUGCCAAAUGUACACACAUUUUAGAUGAAUUUCGCUCUACUCUUAAAAUUCACUUCCGGUCUUAAAUGUUUACAAGUACAACAUACUGGCCAAUAUGCUCUCACUGUAGAUUGCAUCACAAUUGCCUAUGACACUUAACAACUGUGAGUCAUAUUUCUUACAGAUGUAAAUGAAGAAAUGCAUAGCUAAAGUACAAUACAGUCACAAAGAGUUGGUGCGGUAGAUCUAUAAAUGGAUAUAAUAUCAUUGAGAGAUUGUAAAAAUAGACAAAGUUAUUAAAAAUAAAAAUGCGACAAUGCGAGGGUAAAACAACAUUAUUUUGUUGCAGUACAUUUUUUUUCUCUCUCUGUUAUAAAUGGGGAGGAAUUUGUUCCGUUUAUAUUGACAGUAGACUUUUAUGAAUUUCUUGUUUUUGCUAUUUUCAAAGUUGUUCUGAAUAAUGUUGACUUAAAUGUAUAGUAUGGCUACCCUGACUCUGGAUGAAAAAUUGUAUAGCUCUAUUCUAAUGGAUUCCCAGGUCUAUUCUUGCCAAAUUAUGUAAUUUUUUCGUACAAGCUGUCAGUAACUUUUUCCAAUGCAGUAAGACAAUGUGAUGUCGUGUUUGGUUGGUUACAAGAGGCAAAAGAAAUGUUCAGAAUCUCCCUACCUACUACUAGGCCGGAUAUGACAGCAUCUUGAUUUUAGUGCAAUUGUGGAUUUGUUUAGUUUGAUCCCAGACCUUGAAUUGAGCAAAAUUACAAAAAUAGAUUCGUUCAAAAUGUAGACCUCAUUCAAGUAUUUUUAAGUUGUGAUAUCACAAUAUUACAAAAUCAAAAAACAAACGUACCUGUACACAAGUCUGAAUAAUGUCCUGCAAAUCUUACUUGUGGUUGUGAAUCAAUAGAUGUCUGUUGGGGUCACCUAAUUUCCAUCCAAUACCCUGAUUGCACAAAAACACAUUAUUGUCACUCUUGUGUAUAAAGAGCAGCUGUAUAUUAAAAACAUCUUUGGGAGUGGAAGAGGACACAACACUUUGUACAUUAUUCUGUGUGAAAAAAAAACUGUCAGUUGUUUGUAAACUGUAAAUCGAUUCUGUACAUGAGAUAAGAUAGAAAUAAACUUGUUUGCACUGUCGAACAAUUA
Salmo salar (Atlantic salmon) is the source of this 8106-nucleotide messenger RNA. RefSeq names its product family with sequence similarity 171 member A2b (gene fam171a2b). Lineage: Eukaryota; Metazoa; Chordata; Actinopteri; Salmoniformes; Salmonidae. The record is from RefSeq and is a predicted model, not a curated record.